AAUGAGGUCUCUAUUCGAAAACUUUCUUUUGUAAAAUUCAAAAUAGUGCGAUUUCGGUUUCGCCUGGGUGCGUUCGUAUGGGCAUAAAACAAAACAGAGGGAUCAUUACCUUACCCGAACUUCAUUAUGCUUCGACUUUCACACUGACAAGGAUUGUGUUGAUACCGUCUCGACUUUUACAGAGCUUGUGAUAUUGUGAAACAUCAGGCUUUUUUUUGUGGAGCUCUAAUAGAGAGGACGACGGGAAAACGUUAUACAACUGUACACACGUGGAUUGUUAGCUUGUUUUACCGGCUACGUGGCAAGGUUUACAUAGCUUCGAGAGUUUAUUGGGAUAUACUAUUACGUUGUAUACUACUCAUUACUUACAUGUCAUCAUCGGUUUGUGUGACGUCAUACCGAACAGUAAUAUUGUGUCGUCAGUAAACAACCUUAAUUACUUAUUAACAAAAAAUGUGUAUGUUUUGGAGAUUUCUUUGUGAUAGAUUAAAUAUGGAUUUUAUUCUACAUACAAAAUGAAGGAGAAGGCGAUUGUUCAUACUUUUGGAUUGAUAUUGUGUUAAUUUUCUCGUGAACGAUACAAUAACGUCAGCUCAACUGUGACGUCAUCAUGCAACAAGGUGCUCGCGGUGUGUUUCUUGCAACAACUGCAAAUAUACGUCAACGUCGUGAGAAUGACAGGAGGACGUUACGAAGGCCGACGACGGAGAGAUCCGAUACUCCGUCGGGUAACGAUACUGACCGGAAUCGACGUGCCCUUCGGACAGAUCCAAAUCUGGCCAAAAUACUGGACAGGAAAAAUAGGGCAAGGGCACAAGCAGCUAGAAAUGCAACUUGGACAGAUAUCUUUAAACGUGUGACUGCCAGGAAGGUAGGGCAUCGCCUUAAGAAGGUCCUAGACGACAGUGUCGAGUCGUCAUUUAGUCGUCCCAAACUAGAUCAUCACGAGCUUGCGAAGGAACAAGAAAAACAGAAAAAGCCUCGAAAACUUAAAAACAUGGCGAAGGAUGAUCGCCUGUCCCACUUCAAAUUCUACGCUAACUCCCGGCUACGAUACAAAUCCCGCACCAUGAUUGGGGCUACCGGAAGUCGACACAUGUCACAGCGCCGCCGUGCGUCACUCGCCGCCUCAACUACCUCGCCGUCCAUGUUUUCUCCUUUAGAACAACUGUCAGAAAGGGAUGAGCAUUCACCAAUUCGUCCGCCGAUGCGGCGCCGGGCCGUUGACACAUCCGAUUACCGGACAUGCGCAAUACUACAGACACGACUAAAGGAAGUGAAACACUACCCAGAAAUGGCGAACUUCCAGGUGAGCGGGAACCAGGACGACGAUUACAAUGGGCCUUAUGACGGUUCGUUACGUCAUUGUGCCAAAAAGGCAGCGAAUCUUAGUCUUCCGGGAGCAAGUGGCGCCACCACGCGGUCACUUUUCAUCUUCAGUGAGGAAAAUUUCAUCCGCAAGUAUGCAAAGAUUAUCAUCGAAUGGGGGCCUUUUGAGUACAUGGUUCUCCUGACAAUCAUCGCCAAUUGCAUCGUACUCGCCCUGGAAGAACAUCUCCCAGAUGAUGACAGGACGCCUCUAGCCCUACAGCUGGAAGCGACCGAGAUGUACUUCCUAGGGAUAUUUUGUGUAGAAGCGCUGUUGAAAAUAGUUGCUUUGGGAUUUUGUUUACAUCGUGGAUCGUAUCUACGUAACGUCUGGAACAUCAUGGAUUUCGUAGUCGUAGUUACAGGGUUUAUCACAAUUUAUGCCUCAAAUUCUCAGUUUGACUUGAGAACUUUGAGAGCAGUAAGGGUUUUACGACCUCUCAAGUUAGUUUCCGGAAUACCAAGUCUUCAGGUAGUUUUAAAGUCCAUCAUCCGGGCAAUGGCACCCCUCCUCCAGGUGUGUCUGCUGGUGCUGUUUGCGAUCACCAUCUUUGCCAUUGUAGGGUUAGAGUUUUACGUUGGUAUUUUCCAUCGUGCCUGCUUCCGUGUCAAUUCUUCCGCCAGUAAUAGUGAAGACGACAUUGUGAUAGGAGACGAAGCAAACAUUCGACCCGUGUUACGACAAAACAGGAGCAGCCAUGACAUUGGGGGAUUUAGGUGUCAAGAACAUGUGUCUGUGUGUAGAAGUUUCUGGAAAGGACCAAACUAUGGAAUAACUAGUUUUGACAACAUUGGCUACGCCAUGUUAACAGUUUUUCAGUGUGUUACCAUGGAAGGCUGGUCCACAGUGUUAUAUUAUACAAAUGAUGCCUUUGGGCCUUUUUUCAAUUGGAUCUAUUUCUAUCCCCUCAUCAUCCUAGGAUCAUUUUUCAUGCUCAAUUUAGUUUUAGGAGUACUCAGUGGUGAAUUUGCCAAAGAAAGAGAGAGAGUUGAAAACCGCCGUGCUUUCUUCAAAUUACGCAGACAUCAACAAAUACAAAGGGAGCUAGAGGGUUAUUUAAAUUGGAUAUUGAAAGCAGAAGAAGUUAUACUUAAUGAAGAAAGAACAACAGAUGAAGAUAAACUUAGAAUUAUAGAAGCCAGAAGACAGGCAGCAGUGAGGAAAGUAAAGCAGAUCAAAGAAGGACGAGACACUAGUGAUGAAAAUAACGAAGACAAUGACGAUGAUUUAUUGUCAGAAAUAAAUAUACAUUCAAACUCUUUAGGAGGAAGAACUUUAGCCAGUAGAAGAGCUUCUGGGGGUCGCUUUUCAUCAUUUUGGCGUGCAGAAAAAAGAUUCAGAAUUUCAACGCGUCACCUAGUAAAAAGCCAGCCUUUCUACUGGUCCGUGAUUGUACUAGUUUUCCUCAACACAGUCUGUACAGCAUCAGAGCAUUAUGGCCAGGCUGAGUGGCACACCCUAUUUUUAUAUGUUACAGAAUUUGUAUUCCUAGCUUUCUUCUUGAUGGAGAUGAUACUGAAAAUGUACGGUCUCGGAAUCAGGAUAUAUCUCCAGUCCUCAUUCAAUAUAUUUGACUGUGUUGUCAUCGUAGGAAGUAUUUUUGAAGUGAUAUGGUCCGAGUACAAAGAUGGUGCCUCCUUCGGUAUAAGUACACUCAGAGCUUUGAGACUUCUUAGGAUAUUCAAAGUUACCAGGUACUGGGCCUCCCUGCGGAACCUGGUGGUGUCCCUGUUAAGCAGUAUGCGUUCCAUCGUCAGUCUCUUGUUCCUCCUUUUCCUCUUUAUCCUCAUCUUUGCCCUCCUUGGGAUGCAGCUGUUUGGAGGAGAAAUGAACUUUGAAGAUGGUCGACCAGCUAGCCAUUUUGAUACCUUCCCUAGAGCUUUACUCACAGUAUUCCAGAUCCUGACUGGUGAGGAUUGGAAUGAGGUUAUGUACAGUGGUAUUCGAGCGGGCGGUGGAAUUGAGGGCCACGGAAUGAUCUACUCUCUGUACUUCAUCAUCCUGGUCGUGUUUGGUAACUACACACUGCUAAAUGUGUUCUUGGCUAUCGCUGUCGAUAACUUGGCCAACGCACAGGAAUUAACUGCUGCAGAGGAGGAAGAAGAUGGACAGAAAAUUGCGCGGCAAAAUGAUCUGAAAAAGGAAUUGGAAGAAAAGUUCACUGAUCAGAGGAUGUUGGAGGAACAGAAUCGUGAAGCUUUGGCAUUGACUGACUCCGGACUUCCACCACAGGUUAACAUAUGUCCCCCAUCUCCAGCCAACAAUGAAGAUCCGAAGACCGGAAACUUUCCGUAUAUAUGUUUCAGUAACUCGGGCAGUCAGAUGGACCGAAACCUAAGCCAAAAUAAUCUCAAGAACAACCGUGACAAAAAUUUAGCUCUGGAAAUGGACAACAAAGCUAACAUCCAUACUGAUCUGGACAACAUUACAUUGUCUGAUUCAGCUCGGAAAAAGAAAGAAAUGGACAUGAAAAAAGGAGGGAGUAAUGACAGUAGUGUGGAUGUUCCGGAGCCUGCCACGGGGACAAGCAGGAAGAGAAUUCAUUCAGCGGACAAACCAAUGUUACCUUACAGUUCUAUGUUCAUCUUUGGUCCUACAAACCCAAUUCGUCGAUUCUGUCAUUUUGUUGUGAACCUCCGUUACUUUGAUCUGUUCAUCAUGAUUGUUAUAAGUGCCAGUAGCAUCGCCUUGGCGACAGAGGAUCCUGUGAGAGAAAAGUCAACACAUAACAGCAUCCUCGAAUACUUUGAUUAUGUGUUUACUGCCGUAUUCACUAUCGAGAUGAUAUUGAAGGUGAUAGAUCUGGGAGUUAUUCUACAUCCGGGGUCCUACUGCAGAGAUUUAUGGAACAUUCUCGACGCCGCUGUGGUGAUAUGCGCCCUCGUUGCCUUCAAAUUCUCUAACGCCAGUAGUGAUGGUGCGAGUAAAAACCUAAAUACCAUUAAAUCUCUGAGGGUACUCCGUGUGCUUCGUCCUCUCAAAACCAUCAACAGGGUGCCGAAGUUAAAGGCGGUGUUUGACUGUGUGGUGAAUUCCCUGAAGAACGUUUCAAACAUUCUCAUUGUGUAUAUGUUGUUCCAAUUUAUCUUCGCUGUCAUAGCAGUCCAGUUGUUCAAGGGAAAAUUCUUUUUCUGUACUGAUGAGUCCAAGGAGACUAAAAAGGAAUGCCAAGGUCAAUACUUCUCCUAUGAGGAAGGUGCUGACUCACCCGUAGUCAAAGAUCGAGAGUGGCGACGACAGGAUUUCCAUUACGAUAAUAUCGUGUUUGCUAUGUUGACGUUAUUUACUGUCACCACAGGGGAAGGCUGGCCCGAUGUGCUCAAGAACUCCAUGGACUCGACGGUAGAAGAUAGGGGACCAAAACCUGGCUACCGUAUGGAGAUGGCCAUCUUCUAUGUGUUUUUCUUUGUUGUCUUUCCAUUCUUCUUCGUGAAUAUAUUUGUGGCCUUAAUCAUCAUAACAUUCCAAGAACAGGGAGAAAGUGACCUCGGUGACCAGGACCUGGACAAAAAUCAGAAACAAUGCAUAGACUACGCAAUAAAUGCGCGCCCAACCAGUCGCUAUAUGCCACAGAAGGGGACGGCCAAAUACAGAGUCUGGCGCCUGGUCGUCUCCCAAAAAUUUGAAUAUUUUGUCAUGACACUAAUCACACUAAAUACUAUAGUGCUGAUGAUGAAGUUCACUAACCAAAGCCAAUUUGAUGGUACACAGGGCAACGAUGUUGAUUUAACAGCGGCUUCAACUCAAUACGAAAGGGUUCUAAUAUCAAUAAAUAUCGUAUUUACGGUUCUUUUCACCAUCGAGUGUGUCCUCAAGAUACUAGCGUUUGGAGUAAAGAACUACUUCCGUGAUCCUUGGAAUGUAUUCGACUUCGUGACAGUUAUAGGCAGUAUCAUUGAUGUGCUUGUCAGUGAAUUUGGGGCGAUAAUGGCGCAGUUUAACGCCCCACCUCCCGGCUCUGGCAAUGAGGAAUCAUACGUAGGAUUCAAUGUGGGGGUGUUCAGAUUGUUCCGAGCAGCCCGGUUGAUCAAGUUACUGAGACAGGGGUACACCAUUCGUCUGCUCUUGUGGACUUUCCUUCAGUCUUUCAAGGCCUUGCCUUAUGUGUGUCUUCUUAUCCUGAUGUUGUUCUUCAUUUAUGCCAUAAUAGGAAUGCAGGUGUUUGGGAACAUUAAGUUAGACUCCAAGACAUCUAUAACUAGGCAUAACAAUUUCCGUAAUUUUGCUCAAGGCCUCAUGCUGUUGUUCAGGUGUGCCACUGGAGAAAGUUGGCAGCAGAUAAUGUUGUCGUGUUUGAGUGGUCAAACAUGCGAUCCCGAGUCUGGCAACAAAAAGAAGACAUGCGGCUUGGACUUAGCAUACAUCUACUUCGUAUCAUUCAUUUUCUUUUGUUCUUUUCUUAUGUUGAAUUUGUUUGUGGCUGUUAUCAUGGACAAUUUCGACUACCUAACAAGAGACAGCUCCAUAUUGGGGCCGCAUCAUUUGGACGAGUAUUCCCGGGUAUGGGCGGACUAUGAUCCCUCGGCUACUGGUAGAAUACACUAUACGGACAUGUAUGAGAUGUUGAAGAACAUGGAACCGCCUGUUGGGUUCGGUAAAAAAUGUCCAAACAAGUUCGCGUAUCGGAAGCUGAUACGCAUGAAUAUGCCAGUUGCCCAGGAUGGAAAGGUCAACUUUACGACAACGCUUUUUGCCCUAAUAAGAGAAUCUCUUGGGAUAAAAAUGGCCCCAGUUGAAGAAAUGGACAAGAAGGACGAAGAAAUGCGUGACAUUGUACGAAGGUUAUGGCCGGUCCAAGCCCGUAAAAUGGUCAAUCGUCUCGUUCCAAGCAACAAUGAAUUAACCUAUGGAAAGCUAACAGUGGGGAAGAUAUAUGUAGGCCUUUUGAUAUUAGAUAACUGGAGGGCUUACAAAGCAAGUCAGACAAAGUUUAACAGUAUGAAAAUGGAGGAUAGUAAGGAAGAGCGUCACCCGUGCUUUUUCCAGAGACUGAUGGGGGUGCUGAGGACACCGUCGGCUCGCUCAAGCCAGAGUCUAGACCAGGACUCCGACCAUUCAGGCGAUGACGACAUGGACGGGGGUCACAGUAUUGACAAACAUCCUUGGCAGCGGUCUUUGAGUUUUUUACGGCGUGGUAGUAAACGCAAAAAAGACCAUCAGCAAGGUGAUGCUUGCAGUUUACGGUCGAUGGAACGCCAAGACUUUUCUCGAGGUUUGAAGCCUGAACACGCUGGAGGCCACGUGUCCAUGUCCAGAACGAACUCUGACCAGUCCAUAAGGGGCGGAAGUAAGUCGCCAUCCCUACCGGGUACUCCAGUGUCCCCUAGAUCUCCACUGAUGCCACACCGCAGUCCCUUUGGAUCUCCUGUUGGAAGUCCGUAUAUGGGUCGCCGAUCACCGUCUCCUAGAAGAGGCGAUUUGGGAUUCGCUUCAGCGGUAACGAACAUCUGUGAACAAGCUCAUAACAUAGCAGAACAGGAUCGCAGAUCAAAACAUUACAGAAAUAGAGACUAUGACGGUAUCCUUUUGGAUGAGACCCUUAGUUUACCGAACUCACCACAGCUGAGAGGAAGAAGUAAAACUCGUCCUCCUCUCACCAUGCAGUCAAAUGUAAUCGGCUCACCAGCACCAAGUCCACAACCACUACGGAAAAGGGAUACGACUUUCUAUAGGUCCACAUCGCUUGAGACCAGGUCUAGAAGUCCUUCCCCAACUACCACCCCAUCUCAGACUCCGCAACAGGAGUACUAUGGGACUGCCAAUCUGACGGAUCGGUCCCGUAGUCCUAGCCCUGCUGCCACAUCACCACCAAAGAAACCAGGCCGGAAACUUCCAUCAAUUCCACCUAAGCCUUCUUCUUUGAAUCUUGCUCAACCAAAGUUAAAAGACAAUAUGCCACGAGUAAUGCCAUCGCCCACUAUUCCUCAACCCCCAAAAUCACCCGGAAGUAUAAACUUCCCGAAACUUAAUAAGUCCCCCACACAUGUGCCGAAACAAAAUAUCCCUCUGGCUUCACGCCCAAUUCCUCCACCAGGACGUAUGGGAAGGCCGGAACCAUAUAGUCCCACGGAGAGAAAUAAUUUGAAUAAAAUCAGUAGUGGUCACUCCAGAACAUUACCAUCCCAUGGUGGUAGGACUAGUAGUCAUGACCCCCAUAUGGGACACGACCGGUCACAUGAUAGAUCACACGAAAGAUUACACGACCGAUCACAUGACCGGUCACAUGAUCAUCGUUACCGAACCAGUAGUCACUCACCGGAUAUUAGCCGGAAUAGUAGUAAUGAACAAACUAAAUUUUUAGCAAGCCAUUUUGACGAACAGGCCUCACAAAACAUAGGCCAUGGCCAGGGUGGCCGUCAGGGUGGACGAGGUGGACCAAGAAACGCGUCAACACUACCCAACGGAUUUAAACCCAAAGGACAUAAAAAGAAACCAGAGAAACUAGAAAUGAGAAGCGACAGUAAUAUUCCGCUGCACAAUGACUCUGACGACGAGUCAGAUUGGUGUUAGCAUUCUGUGAAGAUUUUUUUUCAUUACAAUAUGUCCACUGCCAUGCUCUGAAAUAAUCCAUCAAUCAUUAGCCGUUUUGUCAUUGUGAUAUUUUUGAAGUGUAAGGAAUGCUACUGUUGUCGUUAUUGCACAUUUAUGUUUUGAAAUAUGUUCUGAUAUAUAUAUAUAUAUUCUCAGGAAUCGUUUUGUUUUCUCUUAAUUGUCAAGGUAUAUUUUCCUUAUACAAGAAUUUAUUCACGCCUAUGUUUUAUCUAGCAUAAGGUUACCGUAUUCUUCAAAACCACAUGGAUGUUUUAGGCAGAUAUGAUUGGUAUUUUUCUUUUCUUUCCACGUGUGUAGAAUUAUUUAGAUGGAGAAAGUGUCAUUUCCACCUUCACAUUCGACAAUCGUGUCAAGCUUUUGAACCAUUUUAUCUCUACUCUUAACAAUCUCGAAAUAAAUUUGCAUUGACCUUGUUACUUUUUAACCAUUUGAAUUCUUAAUUAUCUGGUAAUCUAUUUUAAUUGACCCUAGUAGUUAGUAGGGAAUGUAGAUUUGUGAAAUGUUUAGUUUUAGAAACUGUAUUGUGUUGAGAGCUUAGCUUAUCGUGGUAUAUUUCAGAGGGUAACGGUGGCAUAUAUUUUUGUCUUUUCUUGCCUUACAACGUAGCUUGGUUUUCGUCCAGGACCUAGAUAUGUAUUAAAAGUAUUUGUGAUUAAGCGAAUCUUAGAUUUAAUGCAGUGUGGUACCGAAUCGUGACAUGCGUCUUAAGAGUUCUACAUAUACAUGAUGUACAUCUGUAUAAUAUCAAUGAACAUUAAUUUUAGAUAGUUCAUAAAGAAUUUGAGACAACUCUAAACACAAAUCGAAGGUCUUGUAUCAAAGGUAGUAUACUGUAAGCGGAACCAAAUUGUAACGCGUUAUCAAAAUCUAAAGUUUAGAAGCAUUCGUGAAUAUGUAAUAAAAAAACGUGCAAUACUAAUCAUUGCAUCGUGACUUAGCGCUGACGUAAGGUUAGCGCUAAAAUACAAACAUUUACGUUAUGUCGUUAUGCGUACAAAAUUGAACUAGUGAUCUCCAUUUGUUGCCGAUAAUAUUGUCUAUUAGGAAUUGAAAUGUAUCAUCAUGAAUCCAUAUUAUUGUUCAGAUGAUAUCAAGUUAUGUUUUUCACAAUAUGUGUGUAAAAGUUAUAUGACCAUGUUACAAAUAUACAUCUGUUUUCUUAUCCAUAGUGUGAACUCUCCUUCACUGAUCGAGGAGAGUCUAAAUGUAUAGUAUGUACGGACAGGGUAAUAACCGUCGGUUUUGCUCAUUAGUUGUUUGAAACUUAAGAUGAUAAAGACGUGAAUGUCCAUAGAGUAUAUAUAUAUAUAUAAAUAUAAAUAUAUAUAGCCCAUUCCUUUAAAAGUUUGCAUGACCUAGAUUGUCUAGAGUUUCCCUGGAGACACUUCUUGAUUACGUGUUCAUAUUAUCUAUAUAAAUAUCAUACUUUAUUUACAUUUGCAUACAGAAUAUGUUUUGUAUGAUUGUCAUUUCAUUCUUUACAGCUCAUAUCAUACGCUUUAUGAAUUUAUAAGUGUAUUUUAAGGAUUGAAAAUAGGGACGUUGUGUGUGGUAGAAUGUACUUUAAACGAUGACCGGUUAUUCAGUUAAUUCUGAUAUGCAUUUUACCUCUUGAAUUGUAUGAUAGAUGAAGAAUAAGUGUGAUCAUUUUACUGCUGGUCAGAAGGAAGUAUGGCCGGAAGUUACACCUGCACAUGCGUAUGAUUGGUCUAUUUAUAUUGGGAUAUAUGUAAUCCAGUUUUUACAUUCACAAACAGUGGGAGUUGAAGAGAAAAGUUCCAUUAUGGUAGUAAUGACAUUGUUCACAAUCCUGUUUUUUUUUUUUUUAAAUAUUUAGCGAGAACUGUUCGUUAUAAUCUCCAACUGUUUAAAGCUUGUCACGUGAUCAUCUCAUUUUGAGACAGCCAUUCGCACGCACUUAUGCUGUAUCAAGUUGAUGACCGUCUAUUACAACAUGAUGGGUUUCUUUACUGGUCCCGAGUAUUUAUGGAAAUAUAUGUAAUAACUAGUAGAUAAUACAUUCUAUUUCGUAAUUAGUAUAUUAAAUUAUUUUGUUCCUAACAAUUACAAUUUCAAAGUAUAUAACUGUUACUCAAUGUUGAUAUUAUUUGUUAUUGUUUGGAAUUUGACCCCGACUUAUGCCCUAAUUACCUUAGGUACUCACAAGGACGCUGUUGAAUAUGCAUUACGAUAUUUAAUCAUGAUAAUCUGUUAUCAGUUAACUGUUUAGAUAUGAAAUACUGUUGCUGGAUUCCCAUAUCCAUGUUACUGACGGGUCGCUCUAUCCAUACCGUUGAUAUGGGCCCCGUAUCCACACUGUUGAUUUGAUUAUCACUAUCGAUAUUGUUGAUAUGGGUUCCUAUAUCCACGCUGUUUUCCUAGUUCCAGUUACUACUGUUAAUUAGUUAUCUGAUCCACCUGUAGAUAUAUGUUUCUGUAUAAUAUAUUAUGCUGUUUUACUAGUUCCUAUAUAUUGGUUUAGGACUAGUUCAUGUCUCCGUACUGUUGAUAAUAAACCGUUAUACAGAAGUAAGGUCCUUACUUAGGAAACCUUUAUGGUUAUAAGUAACCGGUACCUAUGGCAUCUUAAAAAAAAAAUCCUUAGAUGUGCUAAAUGCUUCAUUUUAAAUAAUCUUUAGUGUGCAAUGUGACCAUACUUCUAUUUAUAAAACAUUUGUUUUUGUUGUCUGCAGUAAAAGUUGUAUAAGAUACACGUGAUAGUUAGGUAGCAUGAAACUAGGCACUUUUACUAUUUAUCCUUUGAGAGGCUUACCCGACUGGUGACUUUGCCUUCAGCCCUACCAUUGAUGAGAAAGACAACCUAACCAAAGCCUUGUCAGGCUUGUGUGCACUGCACUGUAAGGUGUGACCCUUAUUACCAGUAAGCAUUUAUGCUCUACCAUGUAUAUAAACCUUGUUAAAGUGCCUGGGGAUAUCGUUGAGAUCAACAAACUCCAUCAAUGGUCAUUUUAUUUAUGAUAGUUACCAUGGUUUGAUUGUGAAGCUAGCUUAUGAAUUAGGCAAUAGAGACUACAGUAUUGUAGUGGAAUGGAAAUUUAGCGGUUGUUUAUUGUCUUCAUCUAAUUCCUUCAUUUGCAUGUGUACAGGACCAGGGACCAAACGGGAAAACAUUGCCUAAUUCUUAUUGACAAAAUUACCUUUUUCAUAUUUUUCUACCAGUCGCAUUAUUCAAACCCUUUACAUGUUCGGUAGUUAUGUUUGUAAUUCCUAUAAAAUAUCAAUAUAUAUGUACAUUUCUCAUCUGUUUAGCUUGAUACUUUUUGUCUGUUUUCAUCUUUUUAUAUCAUGAGAACAAAAAACAAUUUAUUGUUCAUUUUUGUGCAUGGCCGAUGUGAUGCCGUUGAGGCAGUGAUUAUAAUUUGAUUACAAUUCCUGUCAAUAUUUAAAGCUUUUCUCCAAUUUUUUUACAGAAAAUACGGAAUAAACUAUAUAUAGUUAGAAUGCAAGUAGUUUAAACGUAAGAAUUUAGUAUACUUACCAAAAAAAAUGAUAUUCAGUUUGAUAAGAGGACCAAAUGGGAUCCUUUCUACUCGGGAUAAGACUUCAUAAAUCUGUCAAAAAAGAAAUGAAAAUUUCCGAUAUUGAUUUUUAGACUUAUACCAAAUAACUUCUUAUUUAUCUAGCAGAUUUCUUUUCUUGUGCUUACUUUUUUCUUUCAAAAUUUCUAUGCAAACAUCCGUUUUCAUUAGAUAUUGUUUGCCAUUAGUAACCUUAUUGUUUGGAGGAUGACUGGAGUGGCGUUUUCAAAGUUUGAAUUGUACAUUAAGAAUGAGAUUGAAAGAAAAUAAAAUAUGUAUCUAGAUGUGUCAGGAAUAUUGAUACCAUAGCACAGAUAGGUGUGAUGGAUGUUUUGUAUAUUAAAUUUCUGUGCUACAGUAUAUACAUGGUGAACAAUUGAGUUGUUUGGAGUGUUUUGAAUGUCCACAAUAACUGUAAUGUAUUGAUGCUGUUCUCACUAGUGUAACGGACCUUUUUGCAAUAUCUUAUAAAAUUUAUAAUUUCAUAUUACAGUUUUGAUAUUUUAGACAUCUACAUUUCUCACAUUGGACGAUGAAUCCAUAUUUUGUGAUUUCUUCAUUAGUAUUUUCUUUAUCGGACAGAAAUGCUUUGAAGGACUGUGUUGAAUGUCCAUUUUUGCUGGAAUGUCCAUUUUUACUACAAAAAGAGUAUCAAAACGAGGUUUCAGAUUUCAUUUUUUAUAUUUUUUUUCUGAAAUAAAUUUGCUUACACCAUUUUACCCGAGAUACAUUCUUUAUUAAAGUUUUAUUACGUUGAAACCCCUUGCAUUUGUCGUUUUUCACUAAGGAAAUCAAGGUAAUUCAGGAGUUUUCAAACAUCCUUUUUCCAUUUUUCAUGGCAUCCUUCAUUUCAUUUAAGAACUUGUAUGAAAACCGAUAAUUUCAAUUUUUGAAGAUAAAACUUUGUUUUACAUUGUAUAUAUACAUUUUUCUGUAAUGGCGCUUUACACUUUAAUUUUUCUGUCAUUUUCAGGAAUGAAUAUAUCGGCUGUAAUUUGUAAUGCCAAAGAUUAAACGCAAUGCUCAAUAGUAAGUGUCCUGGUAUAUAUAUAUAAAUCGAAGAUAACAAUGAUUAUCCGAAGUGUAUCAUUGUACUUAAAUCCAUGAGAUUUAUUGUAACUGAUUUAAUUUCUAUUUGGGAAAUAAAAGUGGGAUGAAUAUUUAAAAACAUUAAUUUGAUAUGCAACCAUUUAUAAGCCGUCGGGGAAAAUACAAAUACGGAAAAAAGUUACGUUGUUAUGUGAAAGAGCAACUGUAUACAAGCUGUCAUAAAUAAAAUUUCAGAACAAAGACACUUUAAUUUUGUAGAAAUAAAUCAGUACCCAUAUGAAAUAAUCACAAUUUGUGCAUCUUUUUUAUGCUGAAAAUAAGAGGAUAUCGCUUAUUUUUUAACAAUUAUCGGACAGAUAGAAUUGUAUUUAGCAUAUGGUGCUCCCAACAUUCAGAAAUAUGCAGUGUUGUCGAACCGUCUAGGCCGUAGCUGUAAAGCGUUAUCGGAAACCCCUUAGCACCAGUAAAACCUUUACUAUAAUGGUUACCACAAGUCAUCGUAAUGUGUCAUUACCGUAACGUUACCACCAAACCGCUCCAUCAUUUAUCUUCGUUAUUUUGUUUUCCUUCCAGCUAAUGCCAUUCUGUUUGACGAGUGUCGCUAGCACAUAAAGUUGUACUGCUGGGUUGUGUUAUGUCAUAAUGUAUAGCUGUACAUUUUUUUUGCUUCAUUCUUCCAAAAAGCUGUGAUUUGUUUGAGAGUACUUGUGAAACAAACGAUGCUACCGUAUAUAUAUAUAUAUCCUUGAAUAUUGAUAAUACUAACUGUUAACUGUUCAGAUCUUGUAGUCAAAUUGACGAAUUGAUAUGAAGUUUUUGUUUUCGGUAAUAAAUUAACCCUGCUAUUCAAAUUUCGUUAGUGAUAUUUGUUCUUUAUUUAUAUAUAUGUGUGUGUCAGAAUUCAAGGGUAACUUUCAAAUACAUGAAAGCGCCGAUACAGUAGUCUACCAAAUAUGGUCAAGAUCAAAUAAUAAUUUACCAUAUAUGGUAAUGUUAUGUAUAUUAAAUUGGCUAUAUAUGUCAGUAAAUACCAUGACCUUAUAUGUCAUUGAAGCUUGUUUUCACAUCACAUUAUGUUAAAUGUUACCAUAUAUGGUAAUAUAUAUACAUUGUGGUAUAUAUGCGCAUAUGGUGAUAACAUUUAUUUAAACAUUUCCUUAUAUGGUAAAAACGUUUAUUCCAGUACUGCUAAAUACUGUAGUAACUGGAUGUUAUCGUAGUUGUAGCAGUGUUCGCACCAUGGUAUUCAAUCAAAUGAUUAUUUCUAUUUAUUGAUAUUCAACAUGUUCAGUUGAUAUGUUACUUGUAAAUAACAUAACUUUUAAAAGAAUUCAUGUACAAAAUUUUUAAAUAACUUGUUUUUAUUUUUUAUUUGAUUGCUUCAAACAUUCAAUUAAAACUAAAAAAAAAAUAAAAAUAAAAAUAUCCAACAUUA
Molecule: messenger RNA, 13945 nt
Organism: Pecten maximus
Lineage: Eukaryota; Metazoa; Mollusca; Bivalvia; Pectinida; Pectinidae
Product: voltage-dependent calcium channel type A subunit alpha-1-like
Biological process (GO): chemical synaptic transmission; calcium ion import across plasma membrane
Cellular component (GO): membrane; voltage-gated calcium channel complex
Molecular function (GO): calcium ion binding; high voltage-gated calcium channel activity
Source: RefSeq, a predicted model, not a curated record